GGGCCCAGGCCAUCCACGCAGGGGUCAGUGGCCAGCGCCUUCCCUUCCGCCUGCAGGCUGCUGAUACGCAGGAGGAAAUCCUGGCAGGUUCCUGUGGGGGUGAGCCGGUGGGGGCAGCUUUUAAAGCGAACGCCCGCCCUGCCCUGCCUGCCCGCCCUGCGCCUGCAUCUCAGAGUUCACUCCGCAGCGGCGGCCGCAGCAACUUCUGACUUCGGUCCUGGACAGUGGGCUACCAGCCCCUGCCGGCCAUGGCAGAGCCCUGGGGCCGCCUCCUGCUCUGCCUCCUGGCCUUCUGGCUGUCAGGCUCCAGCUUCACGUCGGGGCAGAAGGUGCAGUCCAAGCACUGCGAUGUGAAGACCAAGUUCAUCACACACAUACCCUGCACCUCCUGCGCUAUCAAGAAGUGGAUGUGUCCUUCAGGCUGGCUGCUUCAGCGUUUCCCAGACAAGAUAUCCCAGAACUGCCGCUACGAGGUGCAGCUCGGGGACUCGCUGGUGUCCAUGAGCGGCUGCAGCAUGGAGUGCUGGAAGGAUGUGGUACAGAAGGCCUGCUGCCCUGGCUACUGGGGCUCCCAGUGCUAUGAGUGCCCCGGGGGUGCUAAUACCCCAUGCAAUGGCCACGGGACCUGCCUGGAUGGCCUGGCUGGGAACGGGACCUGUGUGUGCCAGGAAAACUUCAGCGGCUCAGCCUGCCAGGAGUGCCGAGACCCCCGCCGAUUUGGGGCCGACUGCCAGUCGGAGUGCAGCUGUGUGCACGGCGUGUGCAGCAGUGGGCCACAGGGGGACGGAAGCUGCCUGUGUUUUGCUGGGUACACUGGCCCCCGCUGUGACCAAGAGCUGCCUGCCUGCCGGGACCUGAACUGCCCCCUGAACUCCCAGUGCUCCCCAGAGGCUCCCACCUGCAGGUGCCUGCCCGGCUAUACCCCGCAGGGCAGCAGAUGCGUAGCUCCUAACCCCUGCCAGUCGUCACCCUGUUCCUCGAUGGCCCGUUGCUCAGUGAGUCCUGAGGGACAGGCUCAGUGUCACUGCCCUGAGAACUACCAUGGCGACGGGAGGGUGUGUCUACCCCAGGAUCCAUGCACCACCAACUUUGGCGGCUGCCCCAGCAACUCUACCGUGUGCGUGUACCAGAAGCCAGGGAAGGCGACGUGCACAUGUCAACCAGGCCUGAUCAGCGUCAACCAAAACCCCUCUGCGGGUUGCGUCGCCUACUGCUUCCCCCACUCCUGUGACAAGUCAGCCACUUGCCAAGUAACCCCCGAAGGGAGGACCAGGUGUCUGUGCAAGCAGGGUGAGGUGGGGGAUGGGCGUGCCUGCUACGGACACCUGCUCCGUGAGAUACAGAAGACCAACGAGAUGGGCACACUGUUCCAGCGGCUGAGAGUCGCGGUCGCCAUGCUGGAGCAGGGCUGCCGAGAGAUCCUCACCACGUCGGGCCCAUUCACCGUGCUGGUGCCGUUGACCUCCUCCAUCUCCUCCAGGAACAUGACUGCACUGCUUGCCCAGCAGCUCUGCAGGCAGCACGUCAUUGCGGGCCAGCACAUCCUGCAGGACGGGGGGACCCCGAGUACACGCAGGUGGUGGACGCUGGCUGGCCAGGAGAUAACGAUCAGCCUCAACCGCUUGAGAUACACCUACACGUACGCGGACCAGCCCAAGCAGACAUUCACUGUCCACAAGGCCAACUACAUCGCCGCCAACGGUGUCUUCCACGUGGUCAAUGCUCUUCGGGGGCAGCCCCUGCCUGCACUGCCUGGGGACCCCAAGCAAACUGUUGCCCAGAUCCUUGCCUCUAAUGAGGUCUUCAGCCGCUUUGAAACCAUUCUGGAGAACUGUGGGCUGCCCUCCAUCCUGGACGGGCCUGGGCCCUUCACGGUCUUUGCCCCCAGCAACAAGGCUGUGGACAGCUUGCGGGAUGGCCGUCUGAUCUACCUCUUCACCGCGGGUCUCUCCAAACUGCAGGAGCUGGUGAGGCACCACAUCUACAGACGUGGCCAGGUGACUGUUGACAAGCUCAUUUCCAAGGGGCGGAUCCUCACCAUGGCCAACCAGGUCCUGGCUGUGAAUAUCUCUGACGAGGGGCGCAUCCUGCUGGGACCUGAGGGCACCCCUCUGCGGCAAGUGGACCUGCCGGCUGCCAACGGCGUCAUCCACAUGCUGGAGGGCAUCCUGCUGCCCCCAACCAUCCUGCCCAUCCUACCCAAGCACUGUGAUGAGGAGCAGCACAAGAUCGUGAUGAGUUCCUGUGUGGACUGUCAAGCCCUGAACACCAGUGUGUGCCCCCCGGACAGUGUGAAGCUGCAGGACAUCUUCCCCAAGGAGUGCGUCUACAGCCUCGAAUCUGUGGGAUUCAAUGUGCUGAAGAAGGGCUGCGCGUACUACUGCAACCAGACCAUCACGAAACUUGGCUGUUGCAAAGGGUUUUUUGGGCCUGACUGCACACAGUGUCCCGGGGGCUUCUCCAACCCCUGCUACGGCAAAGGCAACUGCACUGACGGGAUCCAGGGCAAUGGCGCCUGCCUCUGCUUCCCGGACUACAAGGGCAUUGCCUGCCAUAUCUGCUCCAACCCAAACAAGCAUGGAGACCAGUGCCAGGACGACUGCGGCUGUGUCCACGGUCUGUGUGACAACCGUCCAGGCAGCGGGGGUGUGUGUCAGCAUGGCACAUGUGCCCCCGGCUUCAGAGGCCGUUUCUGCAAUGAGACUGUGAGGGACUGUGGCCCCACGGGGCUGGCUCAGCACUGCCACCAGCAUGCCCACUGCAUCAGCCAGGACGGUGCCUCCAGGUGCGUCUGUCUCGACGGCUUCGACGGCGAUGGCUACUCCUGCACACGGCGCAACCCCUGCUCCCAGCCGGACCGCGGUGGCUGCUCAGAGAACGCUGAGUGUGUCCCUGGGGACCUGGGCACUCACCACUGCACGUGCCACAAAGGCUGGAGCGGGGAUGGCCGCAUCUGUGUGGCCAUUGAUGAAUGUGGGCUGGACACUCGAGGUGGCUGCCAUGCCGACGCCCUCUGCAGCUACGUGGGCCCGGGGCAGAGCCGAUGCACCUGCAAGCUGGGCUUCGCCGGGGACGGUUAUGAGUGCAGCCCCAUCGACCCCUGCAGGGCAGGCAACGGCGGCUGUCACGGCCUGGCCACCUGCAAGGCAGUAGGGGGCGGUCAGCGGGUCUGUACAUGUCCCCCUCAUUUUGGGGGUGAUGGCUUCAGUUGCUAUGGAGACAUCAUCCGGGAGCUGGAGGCAAAUGCCCAAUUCUCCACCUUCUACCAGUGGUUCAAGAGUGCUGGCAUCACUCUUCCUGCUGACAGCCGCGUCACAGCCCUGGUGCCCUCCGAGUCUGCCAUCCGUAGGCUGAGCCCUGAGAACAAGGCCUUCUGGCUGCAGCCGAAGAUGCUGCCAUACCUGGUCAGGGCCCAUUUUCUCCAGGGCGCCCUCUCUGAGGAGGACCUAGCCCGGCUAGGUGGGCAGGAUGUGGCCACGCUGAACCCCACCACGCACUGGGAGAUCCGCAACAUCAGUGGGAGGGUCUGGAUACAGAAUGCCAGCGUGGAUGUGGCUGACCUCCUCGCCACCAAUGGUUUCCUACACAUCGUCAACCAGGUCUUGCUGCCUCCGCGAGGGGACUUGCCGGUUGGGCAGGGGGUGCUGCAGCAGCUGGAUCGGGUGCCUGCCUUCCGCCUCUUCAGGGAGCUGCUCCAGCACCACAGGCUGGUGCCCCAGAUCGAGGCUGCCACUGCCUACACCAUCUUUGUGCCGACAAACCAGUCUCUGGAGGCCCAGGGGAACAGCAGCAGCCUGGACGCAGACACGGUGCGGCACCACGUGAUCCUGGGGGAGGCGCUGUCCGUGGCAGCCCUACAGAGGGGGGGACACCGCAGCUCCAUGCUGGGUCCCGUCCACUGGCUUGUCUUCUACAACCACAGCGGCCAGCCUGAGGUGAACCACACGCCGCUGGAAGGCCCCCUGCUGGAGGGUCCCGGCUACUCACUGUUCGGCCUGUCGGGGGUCCUGACUGUGGGUACCAGCCGCUGCCUGCGCAGCCACGAGGAGGCCCUGCGGGAGAAAUGCAUAAACUGCACCCGGAAAUUCCGCUGCACUCAGGGCUUCCAGCUGCAGGACACGCCCAAGAAGAGCUGCAUUUACAGAGCAGGACUUGCCUUCUCCCGGGGCUGCUCCUACACCUGUGUCAAGAAGAUCCAGGUGCCCGACUGCUGCCCUGGCUAUUUUGGCACCCUGUGUGAGCCGUGCCCCGGGGGUCGGGGAGGUGUGUGCUCAGGCCACGGGCAGUGCCAGGACAGGUUCCUGGGCAGUGGGGAGUGCCGCUGCCACGAGGGCUUCCACGGGACAGCCUGUGAGAUGUGUGAGCUGGGCCGCUACGGACCCAACUGCACCGGAGUGUGCGACUGUGCCCACGGACUGUGCCAGGAGGGGCUUCGCGGGGAUGGAAGCUGCGUCUGUAACGUGGGCUGGCAGGGUCUCCGCUGUGAGCAGAAAGUCACCGGCUCUCAGUGCGUGAAGAAAUGCAACCCCAAUGCCAACUGCAUACAGAGCUCGUCUGGGGCCCCUACCUGUGUCUGUGCCGCAGGGUACUCGGGCAACGGCAGCUACUGCUCAGAGGUGGAUCCCUGUGCCCAUGGCCACGGGGGCUGCUCCCCCCAUGCCAACUGCACCAAGGUGGCACCUGGGCAGCGGACGUGCACCUGCCGGGAUGGCUACACGGGUGACGGGGAGCUGUGCCAAGAGGUUAACAGCUGUCUCGUCCACAACGGGGGCUGCCACAUGCACGCCGAAUGCAUCCCCACAGGCCCCCAGCAGGUGUCCUGCAGCUGCCGUGAGGGUUACAGUGGAGAUGGGACCCGGACCUGUGAGCUUCUGGACCCCUGCUCCAAGAACAAUGGCGGCUGCAGCCCGUAUGCUGUGUGCAAAAGCACAGGGGACGGCCAGAGAACGUGCACCUGUGACUCACCCCGUACAGAGGGAGAUGGUUUCACCUGCCACACUCGAGUUGGCCUGGAACUCUUUCGGGACAAGCUUGCCUCGUUCUUCAGCCUCCACCUGCUAGAAUACAGAGAGAUCAAGGGCGAUGGGCCCUUCACAGUCUUCGUGCCUCAGGCAGAUCUGGUGACCAACAUGUCGCAAGAUGAGCUGGCCCGGAUUCGGGCACAUCGCCAGCUGGUGUUUCGCUACCACGUGGUCGGCUGCCGGAAGCUGCACAGCCAGGACCUGCUGGACCAGGGCUACGCCACAGCGCUCUCGGGGCACUCGCUGCGGUUCAGCGAGAGGGAGGGCAGCAUUUACCUCAAUGACUUCGCCCGGGUGGUGAGCAGCGACCAUGAGGCAUUGAACGGCGUCCUGCACUUCAUCGACCGCGUCCUGCUGCCACCGGAUGUGCUACACUGGGACCCUAAAGCUGCUGCCGUCCCCCGGAGAAAUGUCACCACCACUGCCGAAAGCUUUGGUUACAAGAUCUUCAGCCGCCUUGUGAAGAUGGCUGGCCUCCUGCCCAUGCUUCAAGACACAUCCCACUGGCCCCUCACAAUGCUGUGGCCCACCGAUUCUGCCCUGCAGGCCCUGCCCCUUGAUCGGCGGGCCUGGCUCUACCACGAGGACCACCGUGACAAGCUGGCAGCCAUUCUCCGUGGCCACAUGAUCCGUAAUAUGGAGGCCUUGGCAUCUGACCUGCCCAACCUGGGUGCGCUCCGAACCAUGCACGGGACUCCCAUCUCCUUCUCCUGCGGCCGUGGCAGGCCCGGUGAGCUCACGGUGGGUGACGGUGACGCCCGGAUUGUACAGCGGUACCUGGCCUUUGAGGGUGGCCUGGCCUAUGGCAUCGACCAGCUGCUCGAGCCACCUGGCGUGGGCGCUCGCUGUGACCACUUCGAGGCCCGGCCACUGCAACUGAAGAUCUGCAGCGUCUGUGGGCAGGAGCCACCCUGUCCUGCGGGCUCACGGGAGGAGGGCAGCCCUGAGGCCUGUUGGCGUCUCUCAAGGUUCUGGACAAACUCUCCACUGCGCCCCUUCAUGCUUAGCAGUGUAUGGGUGCGGCCCAACUACUGGCACCAGCCUCAAAACCUGGGCAGGGGCUGCCAGCGCUCCUGCGCCACCACCAUCUGGAAGCCUGGCUGCUGUCCCGGUCACUAUGGCAGCGAGUGCCAAGUUUGCCCUGGUGGCCCCAGCAGCCCUUGCAGUGACCACGGUGUGUGCCUGGACGGCAUGAGCGGCAGUGGGCAGUGCAGAUGCCAUGUGGGUUUUGCUGGGACGGCCUGUGAGCUCUGCGCCCCGGGUGCCUUUGGACCCCAGUGCCAAGCCUGCCGCUGCACCAGCCACGGCCGCUGUGACGAGGGCCUCGGGGGCUCUGGCUCCUGCUUCUGUGAAGAAGGGUGGACUGGGCCCCGCUGUGAGGUCCAGCUGGAGUUGCAGCCUGUGUGUACCCCACCCUGUGCACCCCAGGCCGUGUGCCGUGCGGGCAACAGCUGUGAGUGCAGCCUGGGCUACGAAGGUGAUGGCCACGUGUGCGCAGUGGCAGACCUGUGCCAGGACGGGCAUGGUGGCUGUAGUGAGCAUGCCAACUGCAGCCAGGUAGGCACAGUGGUCACCUGUACCUGCCUGGCCAACUACGAGGGUGACGGCUGGAGCUGCCGGGCCCACAACCCCUGUGCGGACGGCCACCGUGGGGGCUGCAGCGAGCAUGCUGACUGCCUGUACACUGGCCCGAGCACCCGGCGCUGUGAGUGCCGUGCAGGCUAUGUGGGUGAUGGACUGCAGUGUCUGGAAGAAGCCAAGCCGCCCGUGGACCGCUGUCUGGGCCGGCCAUCACCCUGCCAUUCGGAUGCUGUGUGCACUGACCUGCAUUUCGAGGAAAAGUGGGCCGGUGUCUUCCACCUCCAGGCCACCAGUGGCCCUUACGGCCUGAACUUCUCAGAGGCUGAGGCAGCGUGUGAGGCCCAAGGUGGUGGCCUCGCUUCAUUCUCUCAGCUGUUUGCUGCCCGGCAGCUGGGCUUCCACCUCUGCCACAUGGGCUGGCUGGCCAAUGGUUCUGCUGCCCACCCUGCACCAGACUGUGGUGAUGGUCAGGUGGAUGUGGUCAGCCCUGGCACCCGAAGGAACCUCUCGGAGCGCUGGGAUGCCUACUGCUACCGUGUCCAAGAUGUAGCUUGCCGAUGUCGGGAUGGCUUUGUGGGUGAUGGGAUCGGCACGUGUAAUGGGAAGCUGCUUGACGUACUGGCUGCCACUGCCAACUUCUCCACCUUUUAUGGGAUGCUGCUGGAGUAUGCCAAUGCCACCAAGCGAGGCCUGGACUUCCUGGAUUUCCUGGAUGAUGAGCUCACCUACAAGACACUCUUCGUCCCUGUCAAUGAAGCCUUUGUGGAUAACAUGACCCUGAGCGGCCCAGACCUUGAGCUACAUGCUUCCAACACCACCUUCCUGAGCACAAAUGCCAGCCGGGGGACCUUGCUUCCUGCCCACUCAGGUCUCAGCCUUGUCAUCAGUGAUGUGGGCUCUGACAACAGUUCUUCGGCCCCUGCGGCUCCAGGGACAGUCGUGGUUGGGCGUGUCGUUGUGUGGAACAUCAUUGCCUUCAAUGGCAUCAUCCAUGCUCUGGCCAGCCCCCUCUUGACACCUCCACAGGCUGGGGCGGUUAUGGCGCCCGAGCGCCUGCCUGUAGCAGCGAGUGUGGGGGCUGUGGUAGCCACCGGGGCACUGCUUUGUCUGCUGGCAGGAGCCCUCUAUCUCCGAGUCCGAGGCAAGCCCACCGGGUUCGGCUUCUCCACCUUCCAGGCGGAGGAUGAUGCUGACGACGACUUCGCCCCCUGGCAAGAAGGGAGCCCAACCCUCGUCUCUGUCCCCAACCCUGUUUUUGGCAGCCACGAUGCCUUUUGUGAGCCCUUUGAUGACUCACUCCUGGAGGACGAGUUCCCGGACACUCAGAGGAUCCUUGCUGUCAAGUGACGGUCUGAGGUCAAAGCAGAGCCGAGUGGGAAGCAACCACUUUUAUUGCUUAUCUGGACAGAUGCCCAGUGUGGACGGGGCAGGAGGGAGUGGGGGUCUGUCCUGGACAAUAAAGGUACCCUCAGCGGAUAUGGGCCAUGUCGCCAA
Chinchilla lanigera (long-tailed chinchilla) is the source of this 8096-nucleotide messenger RNA. It is a transcript of the gene Stab1, whose product is annotated as stabilin 1. The coding region runs from base 249 to 7949 and encodes 2566 amino acids. Gene Ontology annotation, biological process: cell adhesion. Lineage: Eukaryota; Metazoa; Chordata; Mammalia; Rodentia; Chinchillidae. Gene Ontology annotation, molecular function: hyaluronic acid binding; calcium ion binding. The transcript has 69 exons. The record is from RefSeq and is a predicted model, not a curated record.